Messenger RNA from Prunus dulcis (almond), 1164 nucleotides. RefSeq names its product 1-aminocyclopropane-1-carboxylate oxidase homolog 1-like. The record is from RefSeq and is a predicted model, not a curated record. NCBI's taxonomy places the organism in Eukaryota, Viridiplantae, Streptophyta, Magnoliopsida, Rosales, Rosaceae. The coding region runs from base 1 to 975 and encodes 324 amino acids. The transcript has 3 exons.
AUGGUGGCCGUAACAAGAGCAGAUGAGAGGCUGGGAAGUGGUGCCCUCAGUAUCCCAACCAUUGAUCUUAAGAGCAUCGAUAGCAACUCAGUUUUACGAACUGAAGUUGUCGAGAAAAUUCGAGAUGCAUGUGAGAACUGGGGUUUCUUUCAAGUUCAAAACGGAAUUCCUGUUGAAGUUUUGGAGAGGAUGGUGGAUGGGAUACGUGAGUUCCAUGAGAAGGAGAAUGAGCUUAAGAAACAAUUGUGUUCAAACUCAACGGAUUCUGGGAACAAGGAGCAGUAUAUGUCCAACAAUCGCUUUUUCAAAUCUUCACAGGGAAACUCGAGGGAUUCGUUUGUGUGCUAUAUGGCUCCUGAUCCAACCAAACCAGCAGACGAAUUACCCUCAGUUUGCAGAGAUAUAGUGAAUGAGUACUCAAAGCUAGUGAAGGAUUUGGGAUUUACUUUGUUUGAGUUGCUUUCUGAGGCUCUUGGGCUUAAGCCAAACCAACUUAAGGACGCAUACAUGGACUCUGUUGAAGGGCUUUCUAUUAUGGGUCACUACUAUCCACCAUGUCCUGAAACAAAAUUGACUAUGGGCACCGGCAAGCACACUGAUGGCUGCUUCAUCACCGUACUUUUACAAGAUCAAGUGGGUGGCCUCCAAGUUUUGUAUGAGGAUCAAUGGAUUGAUGUUCGCCCCAUCCGUGGAGCUCUUGUCGUCAACGUUGGAGACCUUCUGCAGCUCAUCUCAAAUGACAAGUUUAUUAGUGUUAAUCACAGAGUUAUCGCGCAGAGUGUAGGCCCAAGAGUUUCUGUGCCAACCUUUUUUAGACCACAUGCAGAAAAUCCAAAAGCUUAUGGACCAAUCAAGGAGUUGUUAUCAGCAGAAAAUCCCCCAAUCUAUCGGGAAACUAAUGUUAAAGAUUAUCUGAAGCACUAUCUCUCAGAACUGGUAAAGGGGAACUCCGCAUUAGAUAAUUUCAAGCUAUGAGGGAUAAUAAAAGCGCUUUGCUUUUGGUUCUAGGUACCGUUGUUAAUUUCUCUGUCAUCGUGGCUCUGUUGGCUGCAGGCUGUGCCUCUGGUCCUCUCCUAUGGCUAGGUUUUUUUAUUUUUCAGUGUCCUUUUGCUUUUUAUGUUAAGCCCAUUUGUUUGGUCGUCCUAUUUGUGGUCUCAAAUUGUC